Gigantopelta aegis is the source of this 582-nucleotide messenger RNA. Its product is annotated as tigger transposable element-derived protein 4-like. NCBI's taxonomy places the organism in Eukaryota, Metazoa, Mollusca, Gastropoda, Neomphalida, Peltospiridae. The transcript is spliced from 2 exons. Bases 1 to 582 code for a protein of 193 amino acids. The record is from RefSeq and is a predicted model, not a curated record.
AUGCGUCAACUGAAAGCCUAUGAUGAAAAACAAGACCCGAAGAUAAGUGUGCUCGAUGAUUUACGCAUGGUCAAUCAGGCAUGGGGAAAUGUAACGCCGACCACAAUUAAGAACUGUUUCCGACACGCAGAGUUUGCAAAACCCGAUGGCCAUCCAGAACCAGAGAGUAAAAAUGACUCAGACGACAACAUUCCAUUAAGCAGACUGUAUGUACCAAUUGCCACUUACACCAGCUUGGACGACUAUUUGGACACGUGUGAGACCGCGACCGAUGACAGCAUUAUUGACACAAUAAUCAGUGCAAGAAACACAACACCUGAUGAUGACGAUGAUGAUGCUAGUCAUAACGACGACACCACUGCCCCUCCAAAACGACCUACUACGACGGAGACGUUAUAUGCACUUGAUGUUGUGAGAAACAGGAUUGAAACAACAGAAACAACCGACCAUCUACUAGCCGGGUUAGCCCAGAUCACAAGUCAGAGCACACAAGAGAACGAGAAGUGUGGUGGAACGUGGAAUUGGGCAGAUGAAGAGGCGAUUCCAUGUCCUCCAUGGAGAAAUCCGCUUAACACCUGCUAA